Messenger RNA from Funneliformis caledonium, 2580 nucleotides. Lineage: Eukaryota; Fungi; Glomeromycota; Glomeromycetes; Glomerales; Glomeraceae. The record is from the annotation of a GenBank genome assembly.
AUGUCAAGUGAAGAUUUGAAUAGUAUUAAAAGACGUAGGGUCGCAAGAGCUUGCGACACUUGUCGAAGAAAAAAAGUUCGUUGCGAUGGUGUACAACCUGGUUCAGAUCCACCAUCUUGUACAAAUUGCAAAGCUUAUGGAUAUGAAUGUGCCUUUAUUGAUGCACCAAAGAAACGCGGACCUCCAAAGGGAUACAUCGAGGCGUUAGAAACUAGACUUCAAAGAAUGGAAUCGAUCCUUGGAGGUUUAGUUCAAUCCGGUGAUUUACCCGAGGGCACAAUCUCAACGAACCUUGAAUGGAUUAACGUUAAUGAGAGCAACUUCAAGUCAGAUCAGGAUUCAAAUAGUUCCCAUAGCUCCAGAUUAAGAAAGUCAUCCUAUGAUUCCGUAACCAUUGGAAGUAAUUUAAGAAAUGGUAGAACCAAUUCAUCGAAUGCUUCGAAAAGUGUGGUGACAUCAUCAUCUAAUCACAAAUCAUAUAAAAAUGUCGGACAAGGUAGUGACUCGGAAGAGUGUUUUUCAAGUGAUGGUAAUGAAUAUAGCGGAUCUCGAUAUGAUUUAAAUGAUAGUAUGGGACAACUCACAAUAGAUGAAAGUGGACACACGAGGUAUCUUGGAAAUAGUUCAGGAAUUAUCUUAUUUAAAAUUACAAAAAAAGUUGCCAACGGGCAAAUCAUCACAAUACCAAAAACCGAGUUUUACGCGCCCAUAAAGCGUAUCGGAACAAACAUGGUGUUCGAAUUACCUCCAAAAGAAAUAUGUGAUAAAUUAUUAGAUGCUUUUUGGAAUGAGGUCCAUCCUGUCAUGCCAUUCUUUGAUAAACAAGAUUUAAUGGAAAAAUAUAAUAAUUUGGAAUCUAAUCAUACUUCGGUUAUCUUAUUAUACUCAAUUUUCUCUAUUUCCGCCAAAUAUGUUGACGAUCCAACCGAAGGACCUAAUCCUGUUGAUGCUUCUAGUGCGGGUAUACAGUAUUAUAAUAAGGCAAAAGAGUUAUUAAAGGAUGAAUUUGGUAAUUCUACUAUUUCGGUAGUUCAAUCAUUAUUAUUGUUGGCAUCACAUCAUCAAAGUCAUAGAAAUUCCGUCACUUGGGUGUACGUUGGACUUGCUAUUAGACUUGCUCAAGAUUUGGGUUUACAUCGUGAUUCCUCCCAAUGGAAUUUUGAUGAGAGACAAGGUGAAAUCAGAAGAAGAGUUUGGUGGGCUUGUGUUGUAGCAGAUCGAUUCACUGCUGCGGGUUUGGGUAGGCCGCUCGCUAUAAAUGAUGCAGAUUGUGACGUAGAUUUUCCCGUUGCGGGAAAAGUUCCUGAAGAUGAUGAUGAAACUAUUGAAGGAUGGGUUGAAAUACUUAAAUGUAAUUUGAUUCUUGGACGUAUACUUAAUCAUAUUUAUGGUAUAAAAUCCAAAUCUUCACAGGAGAAUGCGGAACAUAUGUUGGCUUCCUUGGAUCAUGAAUUGAGUGAAUGGCGUGAAAAUCUUCCAAAGAAAUUCCAUUAUGAUUCAACGCCAAUUCAUUAUGAUAAUAUAAGUUCGAAUAGGAAAGUGUUUAUGAAUUUAUUAUAUUAUACUCAACAAAUUCUAUUACAUCGUCCUCACAUUUGUGGACCGAAAUCAAAAGCUCCAUCCUCUUCAAUUCCUUCUUUAACCAUUUGUACUAUGGCCGCAAAUAAUAUUACUCACAUUUUGCAUCGUGCAAUGAAAGAUCGUGCCUUGAAAUUUUCUUGGCCUUAUAUGAUUUAUUCUUUCAUUAUCGCGACAUCAAUGCAUAUCAUUAAUGCCUUAAGUGGGGAUGAUCGGUUUAGGGAAGUUGCAAAACAUGGUCUGAGAAUGACAUUAAAAUGUUUGGAGUAUAUGGCAGAAUUUUGGUUCGCUACUGAUAAAUUAAUAAAUAUAAUUCACGAUUUAUUAAAAGCGCGAAAUAUUGAAUUGGAAGGUGUUACGGAUGAAUCGCAAGGUGACAAGUCACAAUUACAAAAAACAAAGAUUUCGUCAGAUAAGAAAUCAUCAAAUAAUUUUUCAAGAUAUAUCAAGUUGGAAGAUAUGGCAACCGAAGGAACUCCUCGAGACAAAAAUCCUUUCCUUAAUUUAUAUGCAGCAUAUAUGAAUCAUCAAAAUACGCCGUCGGAGAAUAGUUCACAAUCAUCAACAAUGAAAUCACCGGCAAGUGAUGCAAUACAAUAUGAACGAACAUCAUCGCCCGAAUCUACAACUUCAACGUCAUCAGGAUAUAUGUCCUUUGAUUAUUUAACAGCCGAUGGGGGAUUAUUUCCACCAAAUGCUGAUGUUUUUAAUCCAGAUAAUCCAGACGUAUCCUUAAUAUUUGAUAACAUUGAUGAUCCAAUGGGUAAUAAUAAUCCAUUCAUAUCAUUCCCGUCAGCGGUUGAUUGGACUGGUUGGACAGAUUGGACAGAAUUAAUGUUAAGAAUGGGUUUACGAACUUCUAAUUCUAAUGUUGACAAUUUGACAUCAACAGCUGAUUCUCCAAACGUUGUUAGUAAUCCACAUAUGCAACAUUCCGUCACAACUUUGAUGGGUGCAACUACCAUUCCAUCUAUGUCUGGGACAAAUAACAUGACACUUUAA